Molecule: messenger RNA, 1581 nt
Organism: Daldinia vernicosa
Lineage: Eukaryota; Fungi; Ascomycota; Sordariomycetes; Xylariales; Hypoxylaceae
Exons: 2
Coding region: 57-1169 (370 amino acids)
Source: RefSeq, a predicted model, not a curated record
CUUAUCUAUGAAUUACCGUCCGGGAGCUGGCUUGACCCGGCAACUCUACGGUAUAAAUGCCCGGCGUGACAGCAUCGUCGGUAGCGGCAACUUCAGUUCGUAGAGGAUCACGCGAGCCCCGUGAGGUCACCACGCCACGGCCACAUCAGCAGCUAGCAGGCUGUAUACUAUGGUUACCGCCUAAGCCUGAGCUACGAGAGGGCUGCGGGUCCGACAUAGAGGUAGACCGAUGCAACCAUCCAGUGGUGAUCCUCUCGCCACAGGCAGAAGAUGGAAAUGUGGUAUAUCUCAUGAUCACGUCACUAAAGGGAAAAGAACUCACGACUCGCUUUAAGCAUGAUCAAAACCUUAGGCUUGAACACAUCCCUAUCCGGCCAAGCCGCCCGCAUCCAGACAAUGGGAUGCUCCUCAGUCUCGAGGAUGUGACGCUCAUGCUGCGGAAAAAUUCUUACGUCAAGACGAAGACGCAGUACCGCAUUCAAAUCGCGUCCUUACGGCCUUACGAGCGUCGAGGACCUGAGUAUAUUCUGUCCCGAAAGUCUUACCAUGAACUAAUCCAGUACGCCAAAUUCACACCUCCGGCUCCUCGUCUCUCCUUGAAUACAAUCUCUUCUCCUAGUCGUGUAUGGGGGUACAGCCAAGCCGUGCCUAUUACUCGGGAGCGUAGCGGUAGCUAUGGCGAGUACGUGUCUGCUCAGAGACGCUUGGAAAGCGCUGCAGUGAGCCCGCCCCGCGCCCACUAUGUACCGACCGCGAAUACGAAUCCACCUCAGUACGUUCGUACUGUUGCUCGGAGCGAACGAGAGCCGCUCCUUGGACAAUCAUCGUACACGUAUUCUCGCAGUUCAUAUCCCAGCUAUUCAGGCAGCUAUCCAGGUAGCUAUUCAAACAAUAACCCGACAUACACGUAUAGAACCUCGGCCCGGGCCGGACACCAGGGCCCGGCACCUCCGCGGCCGUUCGACUCGGAGGGAACAUGGAGGAAAAUAAAGAUACUCUUCUGGGUUUUCGUAGCGCUUAUAGGAGUGUACGGAACGUACAGCGGCGUAGCCUGGUUAAUAGCCGAUGCAGCUAAGCAGGCCAGCUUCGUGGUUAAAAGUCGCAUCGGGCAAAAUGGAUAUAAAUUUGGCGUCUUUUGGUCAACCCUAGCGAGGCUAGGUGCUCCCUAGGGCUCGCCCUUCUCCUUCCUCUUAUAUUUUUGGUAGCUUGUGAGCGUCUUCUUUUUUGUUUAUAAUCUCACGAUUGUAUCAAUGGAUAUGGAACGGAAUCGGUAGCAAAACGGAAAAUGUACAAUUGGCAUUAUGUAUUUGAAUAGGCUUAUACACGGGAAUCUUCACGAUUUGAAGUACAAUAGCAACAUCGAUUAAUGAAGCUCGUUACUGAUUCGUUGCCGGGACCUCGGUAUCAGAGAUAUCGCAAUUCUUUAUAUACUGCUGAGGGGAAGAAGUCUCUUUGCAGUCCGGCGUAAGUGUCGCGGUAGCAACUUGUCUCACAACAUUUCUAGAUUAAUUAGGAGGUACUUAGCGGUUUCCAUGUCAUGCAACUAUCACUGACAGCCUGCAGUAGUAAGAUAUGGAAAAG